Messenger RNA from Aphanomyces astaci, 828 nucleotides. RefSeq lists its product as hypothetical. Gene Ontology annotation, biological process: proteolysis. The coding region runs from base 1 to 828 and encodes 275 amino acids. The record is from RefSeq and is a predicted model, not a curated record. The transcript has 2 exons. NCBI's taxonomy places the organism in Eukaryota, Oomycota, Saprolegniomycetes, Saprolegniales, Verrucalvaceae. Gene Ontology annotation, molecular function: serine-type endopeptidase activity.
AUGGCCGCCUUUGAAGUGUGUGUGCGCUGGCGCGGCCUACAAGCAAUUGAAGACUCGUGGGAGCCGGCGGCCAAUUUGUUGGAAGACAUUCCAACUGAGUUCAAGCGCUACGUGCGCUCAAACAAGGCUGAUCCCCAAGUCAAGGCGAUGACAGCUGCGUUGGGAAAAGCCCAAGUCGGCAAGCACCGUUAUGUGGCUGGGCUCAAGAAGUCACCCGAUGGUGAGACCGUGUGCGGCGGCAGUCUGAUCGCCCCCAAUGUCGUUUUGACAGCGGCGUCUUGUUUCAACGAAGGUCUAACUUCUGUGGUCGUGGGCACGCACUCUUUAACCGGUUUUGCCGACGGGGAACUGGCCACUGUCACCCGGCAAAUCGAAGACCCCAAUGGCACCGACGUGGGCAUCGUAAUCUUGGACCGCAACAUCACGAGCAUCCAACCUGUGACGGUGUCGUUUAAAUUCACUGACUGGUACACAUUAACUUGGGUACGCGGUUGGGGAUACGUCAAGAGUGGUGUCCCCAAAUCUUCAGAGCUCAAUGAGGUCAGCGUCAAGGUCUGGAACAAAAUCAAGAGAUGGACUUGGCUCGGCGACACUGUGCCCGAUAAUAUUAUGGUUGCUGGAGGGGGGGAAGGAGACCACGGGUGUCUACUCGACUUGGGGGCACCGUUGAUCUCUGAAGAAAAUGCGUUCCCGCUCUUGGUGGGGGUGCUCAGAGGGGGCCUUUGCUGUAGGCAGCGCAACUCGCCAGGUGUCUAUGAACGCAUCGCCGCUGCUCGUGCCUUCAUUGAACCGUACUUGCUGAAGUACGAUGUUCUGUAUUACGAUUGA